CGACAUAGCCGUUUUAUAGUUUUGAAAAUAUGAGAUGAUGAUAGUGAUUAUUAUUACAUUAUUAUGAUAUUUAAGGUUUAAUUAAUCUACAAAAUUUGUAUUCAGAGGGUUUCUUUUUCUCUCUCUCUUCUUCGUGAAUUCUCGUUGUUCUGCCAUAAUCGUCAUUUUGUAUUGUGUGUGGUUACUCGUUGGAAGAACUCGGUUUCAGAUCUGAAUCGCUAUCCUUUGGCAGAUCUCGAGUCGUUGCAUUCUCUGUUCAAUUCCCACACUUUCAGCGCGUGCGAACAGAUCUUGAAAAUUGGCGCCUCAACGACGUUCGCAGCGCCACGUCGGUGGCCAGAUGCCGCAGGGCAAUGCCGCCGCCGCCGCCGCCGCCGCUCUCUUGGACCACGCCGCCGAUGCCGGCGACGCCGUCAUGGCGCGGUGGUUGCAGUCUGCCGGCUUGCAGCAUCUUGCCUCUCCCCUCGCUUCCACCGCCAUCGAUCAUCGACUCCUCCCCAACCUUCUCAUGCAGGGUUAUGGAGCUCAGUCUGCUGAAGAGAAGCAGAGGCUUUUAAAGUUGAUGAGAAACCUCAAUUUUAAUGGGGAAUCUGGUUCAGAGCCAUAUACUCCCACUGCCCAAACUUUAGGUGGAGUGGCUGCGUCCGAUGGGUUUUAUUCUCCUGAUUUCAGGGGUGAUUUUGGAGCCGGGCUUUUGGAUCUUCAUGCUAUGGAUGAUACAGAGCUUUUGUCUGAGCAUGUGAUUUCAGAACCUUUUGAGCCAUCACCCUUCAUGCCUGGUGAUACUAGAGUAUUUGAAGACGAUUUCAAUCCAAUAAACAGCAAGGAAAGUGGGGAAGCAGAUCCUGAUGCAUCAAUUUCCUUACCCAUGAAUGAAAAAGAGAAUAGCACCAGGGAAAAUAAUGUUGCUAAGAUUAAAGUUGUGGUACGCAAAAGACCUUUAAACAAGAAAGAGCUUGCUAAGAAGGAGGAUGACAUUGUAACUGUAUCUGACAAUGCAUAUUUGACAGUCCAUGAACCCAAACUAAAGGUUGAUUUGACGGCUUAUGUGGAGAAGCAUGAGUUUUGUUUUGAUGCUGUGCUUGAUGAACAUGUUACCAACGAUGAAGUAUACGGAACUACAGUUGAGCCAAUCAUUCCUACAAUUUUUCAGCGAACCAAAGCUACCUGUUUUGCUUAUGGUCAGACAGGAAGUGGCAAAACAUACACUAUGCAACCUUUACCACUCAGAGCUGCGGAAGACCUUGUUCGGCAGUUGCAUCAGCCAGUUUAUCGGAAUCAGAGAUUUAAAUUGUGGCUUAGCUACUUUGAGAUAUACGGGGGAAAGCUUUUUGAUCUUCUUAGUGACAGAAAGAAACUGUGUAUGAGGGAGGAUGGACGGCAGCAAGUUUGCAUUGUAGGACUGCAAGAAUUUGAAGUUUCUGAUGUACAAAUUGUCAAAGAAUUCAUUGAAAAGGGAAAUGCUGCAAGAAGUACAGGAUCCACUGGUGCUAAUGAGGAGUCUUCCAGGUCACAUGCUAUCUUACAACUGGCUGUAAAGAAGCACAAUGAAGUGAAAGAGAACAAGCGGAACAAUGAUGGGAAUGAGGCAAGAAAUGGGAAGGUUGUGGGGAAAAUUUCUUUUAUUGAUCUUGCUGGAAGCGAACGAGGUGCUGACACUACUGAUAAUGAUCGACAGACACGGAUUGAAGGAGCAGAAAUUAAUAAGAGCCUUCUGGCAUUGAAGGAGUGCAUUCGUGCUUUAGAUAAUGACCAGAUCCAUAUUCCAUUUCGGGGAAGCAAACUUACAGAAGUGCUUCGUGACUCCUUUGUGGGUAAUUCAAAGACUGUUAUGAUCUCUUGUAUAUCUCCAGGUGCUGGGUCUUGUGAACACACACUUAAUACCUUGAGAUACGCAGAUCGGGUUAAAAGUCUAUCCAAAAGUGGUAAUCCUAGAAAGGAUCAGGUCCCAAAUCCUGUACCACAAACUAACAAGGAGGUUUCAUCUGCAUCAUCCCUUCCAGCUAGUUCUGGUGCAGAAGACUUUAAUGAUCAACGUCUAGAGAAAGCAAUGGAUAUGGGCAGGAAAUUUGUUGAAAAGGAAAAUUCUUUGUACAGCUCUACUGCUUCUGUUGACAAACAGCCAUUGAAUUUUUCUUCAAAUUACCCAUUAAAUGGGCGAGAGGAAAAAGGUUUGGCUUCUGGUUCAAUGGACAGGGAGAGGUUCGAACUGAAGAGCUCUCACAAUGACUCUACCAGUCAAAAGAUGAACUCCUAUUCACAAAGUGAUACAGAUGAGAAAGUGCAAAAAGUGUCUCCCCCACGCAGAAAAGGGUCCAAGGAUGAAAGGUCUGAAAGGCCUGCAAACUGGAUGAAAAGGGAUGCCAACGGUUCUGAUCUCUUCACUACAAGCUCCAAGCAGCAGAGCACAGGGACUUAUAACACUCUGUCUAAGGAUGAAAAGUCUGAAAGGCCUACAAACUGGAUGAAAAAAGAUUCCAAUGGUUCUGAUCUCCUCAGUACAAGCUCCAAGCAGCAGAGCACAGGGAAUUAUAGCACUGUGUCUAAGGAUGAAAAGUCUGAAAGGGCUACAAACUGGUUGAAAAGGGAUGCCAAUGGUUCUGAUCUCUUCACUACAAGCUCCAAGCAGCAGAGCACAGGGAGUUACAGCACUGCAUCAAAGGAUGAAAUCUCUGAAAGACCUGCAAACUGGAUGAAAAGGGAAGCCAACGGCUCUGAUCACUUCACUACAAGCUUGAAGCAGCGGAGCGCAGGGAAUUAUAACACUGUUACCACAGGAUCCAGGCUUUAUGAAGCAGAAUCUUCUCCUGAUGGGAAUAUAAGUGCAGUUCUUGAGGAGGAAGAAGCACUAAUUGCUGCUCAUCGGAAAGAAAUUGAGGAUACAAUGGAGAUUGUUCGUGAAGAAAUGAAACUUUUGGCAGAAGUUGACCAACCGGGAAGCCUUAUUGAUAACUAUGUAACCCAAUUAAGCUUUGUACUUUCGCGCAAAGCGGCUAGUCUAGUGGGUCUUCAAGCUCGCCUUGCAAGAUUUCAACAUCGACUAAAAGAACAAGAAAUUCUAAGUGGGAAAAGAGUUCCCCGUUAAUAACAGACUACUUUUCUUAUUGAAUGUGAUCUGUAAUGUAUUAUCUUGUUUUUUAGCAAUAUAGUUGAAAGGUUUUGUUUGAUAUAAAUAAAUAUUUUGUUGGAUGUAUUCUAAUUGAAUUUACUUACAUGUCAUGUAUAUGCCCUUGUGUGACAUUUUGGGGCCCCCUCAUGCCUUUGCAAAUUUGGAUGUAAUCUAUGUAGGUUAUCUACCCCGUUGUUAAAAAAAGAAAAGCUGCCCCAAAAUUUUUAGGUUGAGGCUAAAAUAAAUAAAAUGAUGCGGAU
Molecule: messenger RNA, 3369 nt
Organism: Abrus precatorius (Indian licorice)
Lineage: Eukaryota; Viridiplantae; Streptophyta; Magnoliopsida; Fabales; Fabaceae
Product: kinesin-like protein KIN-13A
Exons: 13
Coding region: 341-3085 (914 amino acids)
Biological process (GO): microtubule-based movement
Molecular function (GO): microtubule binding; microtubule motor activity; ATP binding
Source: RefSeq, a predicted model, not a curated record